Molecule: messenger RNA, 2321 nt
Organism: Phyllopteryx taeniolatus (common seadragon)
Lineage: Eukaryota; Metazoa; Chordata; Actinopteri; Syngnathiformes; Syngnathidae
Gene: foxb2
Product: forkhead box B2
Exons: 1
Coding region: 86-1000 (304 amino acids)
Biological process (GO): regulation of transcription by RNA polymerase II; anatomical structure morphogenesis; cell differentiation
Molecular function (GO): RNA polymerase II cis-regulatory region sequence-specific DNA binding; DNA-binding transcription factor activity, RNA polymerase II-specific
Source: RefSeq, a predicted model, not a curated record
CCGUGCAAGGGGAUAUUACUCGCAUAGGCUGAAAAAUUGUUUUUAAGUAAAAAAAAAAAAAAAAAAGAAAAAAGAGGAAGAAGUCAUGCCACGACCUGGGAAAAACUCUUACAGUGACCAGAAGCCUCCCUAUUCGUACAUCUCCCUCACGGCCAUGGCCAUCCAGAACUCCCAAGACAAGAUGCUGCCCCUGAGCGACAUCUACAAGUUCAUCAUGGACCGCUUCCCCUACUACAGGGACAACACGCAGCGCUGGCAGAACUCGCUACGGCACAAUCUCUCCUUUAACGACUGCUUCAUCAAAAUCCCGCGGCGGCCCGACCAGCCCGGCAAGGGCAGCUUCUGGGCCCUGCACCCGGACUGCGGCGACAUGUUCGAGAACGGCAGUUUCCUGCGUCGCCGUAAGCGCUUCAAGGUGCUGCGCGCCGAGCUGGCGGCGUGCAAGAGCUCACCCAUGUUGCACUAUUUCCACCACCACCACCUCCAUCACCAUCUGCAGCCGGGCGGCAAGCCGGGCCAGCAGGAGCCAUCGGCCGGCCGCCUCCCUCUUAUGCACCCGACGCCGACGCACUUCCAAGGCUACGGAGGCAUCGCUUGCGCCCAGUCGGGUGGCUUUAAACACCCGUUCGCCAUCGAGAACAUCAUCAGCCGGGACUACAAAGGCGUCAUGCCCCUCACCUCCGUCAUGCACCACCUGGGCUAUCCGGUGCCACCUCAGCUGAUGCCCUCCGUGUGGCCCCACGUCGGGAUGCUGUCCGAGCCUCUGGCCCCGUCCCCGGAGUACGCGCCCUUCGGGGUCCCGGCAAAAAGCCUGUACCACCAUCACCACAGUGCCAACGGCCCUGCUGCGCAACCCGCCGUGCCGGUGCCGAUAAAGCCCACGCCGGCUCUCGUGUCACACGGCCUGAGCGGGAUGUGCACCCCGGGCUCCUCCUCCCACCAAGGUGAUGCUCUGGAGGAAAAAGGGAAUCUGCUGCACCCAGCCCUCCUUCUGUCUUAAUCACUGACUGCACAGCAGAAGAGGGGGUUGAAAACUGUGUUUCAAAUAUUUGUAAAUUGUAGUCAUCGUUUUAUUUGCACACUGGAUUUAACUUUGUGAUUCACUAUAUAAAUACAAUCAAGCGCUGAACCCAAAGAAAUUUAACUCUUUCCCCCCAAAUGCAAUGUACAUUUUAUUUAAAACAAUUGCAAUGUGUGUAUGUUAUUUUCCCCUAUUAAUCAUAUUUGUUUGCUUAAUUGUAGCAGUGUCUUGCUUGUAUGAUAACUAUUUAUCUGAAUAUUUAUAAUGAACUAACAACCGAUUGUCCUCGGGUGUCAUUUCAGUGAUUUGUUUCUGGGCACAUUUGGGGACGGUGCGCACACAUGGUAGAAAUACUGGACAUUCCACGAUACACUAUGCGAAAAUUAACUCGACAAGGCCCAUAGAUGUAAAAAUCUACAUUUGAUUUGAAAAACAGGUGAUUUGACAUCAAACUCGUAUUGAAUAGAGGGGGAAAUUUAUGAGCUUUGAGUCCACUGUAUGGCAAAGAAAUAUAUAUAUUGUUGUGUUUCCUUAAGAAAAUACAUCAAUUCUAGGUUAUAUUUUAUUGAAGUACUUUGCUUCAAUGACAUGAUUUACAUAGACAAUAUUCUUGAGUUUGUAAAAUUAUUAUACAGCUGGAUGAUCAAUCCUUUCCUGCAACACAGAUGCAGGUAAGUAUGUGCUAAUACAAUCUGAUUUGGGGGUUAUUUUGCAUUUAAUCUAAUGUUUAUAUACUUUAAAAAAAAUAUCCAAGCAUAAUGGGCAUGAUUAAAUGCAAGUCAAGACUUUUCCCUCCUUACACUUGUUCAAACACUCAACAUUACAUGGCAUAAAUCACGUACAUGGUGGGAUGGACAUCGGAGAUGAUGCAUGCAUGCAUGAUGUCCUAAAUAAAUGGAUGUGCACUUCAAACAGGGAUCGGGAUCAAGUUUUCCCUCUUUUGUUGGACAGCGUUUAAAUGGCGGCUUUGAAGCUCGCCUCCUCUCCUCUCUGUGCACAAAGCAUCACUGAGAGUGACUUAUAUUCAAAAGCCCCUCCAUCCUCCCUACUUAGCAUCCCAAAGGCUCCCAAAGACGGCAUCUCCCCCAUUGUCGCACCAGCCCCUGAACAAAUAAUUGACAUGCACCAGCCGGUCAAGAGAAGAGGAGGAAGGCGUGGGAGUGGAAAAAAAUAAAAACCUAUUUGGUUUUAUAUAUAAUAAGCGAAACACACAUCCACAGUAACACACGUACAUGUGACCUCUGUUUUCUCCUCAUGUGUACGUCUUUUUCUUUUUUGCAUUCACUAAAUUCGAAUUAGG